AUGAUAAAAGCUCGUUCAGUGGCAAUAAUUGGUGGCGGAAUCGGUGGUUUGACUGUUGCUAAUGCUUUAAAACGAAUAGGAAUGUCGGUCGCAUUGUAUGAACGUGCACCUUAUUUUAUUCCAACAGCUGGAGCAGCAUUUGGUCUUCAACCGAAUGGACAGGCAUCGCUUGCACAUAUUGGUUUCAAAGAUCAAAUCGAAAAAACUCUUCAUCCUUUUAUGAAAUGGAAUAUUAUUAAUGACAAUUGUGAAAUAGUAGCUACAUCCGACAAACUAAGUGAAUUGGGAAAACGAUAUGGUUAUUUUAUGGGUGGCACUAUUCGUUCUGAACUUGUUGAUAUUUUAAAAGAGCCUUUAGAAAAGGAUGGUGUUUUAUAUUAUUCUCAUAAUGUGAUUAAUAUUAAACAAGAUAAUGAUGGUGUUACAAUUUCAUUUGAAAAUGAAAAACAACAAAAACCAAUUCGAGUUGAUAUGGUUAUUGGUGCUGAUGGAAUACAUUCAACAGUUGUUAAACAAAUUUUUACUCAAACAGCUCCAUCAAUAUACUCAAAAGAAAAUAUUUUCUUUGGUAUGAUAGAUAAUAUCGAUCAACAUACAUCGAUUAAUCCAAUAAUAACAGCAAAAAAUACAUUCGUACAAUAUUUUGGUCGUGGACAAGCUAUGACUUGUCGGGCUGGUAAUGAAGGACAAUAUAUGUGGGCUGUUACUUAUCCAUCAGUUACACCUCCAUCAACAAGUGAUGAUGCUGAAUGGACAAAAAUGAAUAAUCAACGUGAAUUAGACCAUUAUUUAAGCAGAUUUCCUCAAUCACAUUUUAUUCAUCAAUGUGUAGCAGCAACAGAUAAACAACGUUUACUUCAUUUUGGAUUAUAUUAUCGUCAACAUCGUAAUGAUGGUUGGCAUCGUAAUCGAAUUUGUUUAUUAGGAGAUGCAUGUCAUGCAACAUUACCUUAUGUUGGACAAGGAGCAAAUAUGGCAAUUGAAGAUGCUAUAUCACUUGCAAUGUGUUUAGAAAAAUAUAAUUUUCAAAUGGAACCAGCAUUUCAAGAAUAUUAUAAAAAACGUUUUAAUCGAACAAAACGUAUUGUAGAUAUGUCACGUUAUAUGGGUUUACUUUAUCAUUCACAAAACCCGAUUAUUCAUUCAAUAAGACAGCGUAUGCUACCAUGGUUCAUAACCUCUGAUAUGAUGACGAAAAGGUUCGAAAAAGAAUUGUUUGAAAAUUGUCCUAUUCCUCUAAAAUAG
Molecule: messenger RNA, 1245 nt
Organism: Rotaria sordida
Lineage: Eukaryota; Metazoa; Rotifera; Eurotatoria; Philodinida; Philodinidae
Source: the annotation of a GenBank genome assembly